AUGGUUUUUCAUUUCUCUGCUGAUCGUUCAAAGGCUUUGGAAUCACUAGAUGGGUCUGCUUCUAAAGAAGACGUUGUAGCAUCACCUGAUGUUGAUCUAAACAAAGUUGCUUCAGUGGAAGAAGGAGAAGAAACUUCUAUUGAGACGUCUUGUGAGCUGCCACAGGUGUUGAAGUCAGACAGCCAGAGUCCUGACCUUGGUGAUUCGUCUUACGACGGAGAUGUUGUCGCCGAAGUACUGACAGAUCCUUCUGAUACUCCUCGAGGAGACAAUGGUUCGUCUUCUGAGGAUGUCAAAACGCGUCUCCAGAAGAUGGUUGAUGAUGCUCAGGGGAAAAAUGACACUCCUGGUUGUGGUCGUUCGUUCGGAGAUGGUAGUGAGCUUUUGGUAUUUCGAUCUCCGAAUGACUCAGAGGCGUUUAGAUGCCUUGUGGAUAAAAUAUCAAGCUCGGAGAGACGCUUCUGCGCUGGUGUCAAGCUAACUAAGCAGCAUGAUAUCACCAAUGAUGUUCCAGUCAAUGGAUCCAGCAAUGAUAACAGGUCUUUGGUUGUGCUUCCCAACGAGUCUGUCUCUAACUUGCAUCGUGGUAGCAUGCGAAGACGCUGUCUAGACUUUGAGGUGCCAGGGAAGCGGAAGAAGGAUAUAGCUGAUGAUCAGCAUACCGUGUGUGACGAUAAGGCGGAAUCUUCCUCGAAAUGUGUUGUUCCCGGUAUUGGUCUCCAUCUAAACGCCAUUGCAAUGGCCUCAAGGGACAGUAAUAUCACCGUCAUACAUGAGUAUAUAACAUCUGGAGAGGAUGAUGCAAGUAAAACUCCAGCUUCAGCGCGACACAAACGAGGCUGCAACUGCAAGAAAUCAAACUGUUUGAAGAAAUACUGUGAAUGCUAUCAGGGUGGAGUUGGAUGUUCCAUAAACUGUAGAUGUGAAGGAUGUAAGAAUGCAUUCGGCAAUAAAGAAGCUUCUUUACUUGCUAUCAUGGAGAGCAAACAAGAUGAGGAUCACGAGACGUAUGAGAAAAGAGCAGCGAAAGUCCAACACAACUCCGACCUGAUGUCGAAAGAAGUCGUCGAGCAGAACCCAAGUUCUGAUCAACCUUCGACACCAUUGCCACCGUACAGACAUUUGGUGGUUCAUCAGCCGUUUUUGUCUAAGAACAGACUGCCUCCGACACAGUUUUUUCUUAGCGCGGGUUCUUCCUCUUUUAGGAAACCAGACAUUGAUUCUACGCAGUCAGGGAAUGAGAAGAAGCCUCUUGAAACCGUGACAGAAGACAAAACAGAGACUAUGCCCGAGAUUCUCACCAUUACCCCUAUAACUACCAUCAAGGCCAUAUCUCCCAACAGCAAGAGAGUCUCUCCUCCUCACAUUGGCUCCUCGGAAUCAGGCUCAAUCCUAGGGAAGAGAAGUAAUGGCCGGAAGCUGAUUUUACGGUCUAUUCCAGCGUUUCCUUCUCUUAACCCAAAUCAGUGA
Molecule: messenger RNA, 1470 nt
Organism: Thlaspi arvense
Lineage: Eukaryota; Viridiplantae; Streptophyta; Magnoliopsida; Brassicales; Brassicaceae
Source: the annotation of a GenBank genome assembly